UAUUUAUUUAAGCAUAAAAGAUUCGAUGAAUUCUCAAGAGAACCACAGAAUGAUCUUCCCGAUUGUUAAGGACUCAUUGCUUAACAAAACUUUGCCUAAUAACUCUAUUGGCAAAGGACCACAAAGAUUAGCCGAAAGCCUUGAUUGUUGUAAAAUUGUUCGAAAAGGAGAUAUGUAUGAUGCUCUACAGACAUUUGAGAACGACUACCCUUGUAGGUAUGAAGGAAGGAUAUCCUCUGGAACAAAAUCUAAGCUAGCCAUACUGAUUUUUACAGGGACGGAGUUUAAAAUAAUCCCUAUUCGUCGAGCACAAGAAUACGUGAACUUCAAGCCAGUUGUCCAGGUUUCACGAGCUAUUAAGAAGAAACUACUAAAACUAGAGACUCUCACUAAGGAAGAAAAACUUGAGCUAAAAUUCAAGAAUCAACCUAACAAGAACUCCUGAAACAAAGACUCAGAUGAUGAGGAGGAACCUGCUGAGGAAGAGGACCCCAAAGACCUCAAGAUGACGCUUCAAGAAAAGCUUAAAGAGCAGGAACAACAGAGGAUUCAGCAGGAAGAAAUUGAAUACAGACGCCAAAGAUAUGACAAGGCGAGGAAAAGAAUCGAGGAGCAAGACAAUGAGCUAGACAACAACUUCGAUGCCGAACACGACCUCUUCGCAGAUGAUGGCGAAGAUGAUAAGUUAAGACAUGAAAAAUCGGAUAAGGAGAAUGAAUUUGAAGAUGACCUCUCCCCAGCAUUUCAGAAACAACAAGAAUUACCAGUGGAGAGUAAUACGAAUAGAGUAGCUGAAGAAGUCAAAAACAUGGAGGAGAUUAUCCGUAAAGCAGACCAGAUGGAAAGUGACAGUAGUAGCAGUGGCUCUGAUAUUGAAAUGGACGAUGAGAACAACAGAAGCAUUCUUAUAGAAUCUGUUAAGUUAUUUGUUGGUAAGACAAAGUUGCCGGUAAAGCAACCCGCAAAGAAAAAGAGUCAGGCAUCUGAAAAAAAGAGCAAGCCCAGUCCUGUGUACACGGCAGAUGCUGCUUUAGAAGACACAUCGGCCUCUCCAUCCCAGCAAAAAGAAUCCCCCACUUCUCCAGACACCCAAGAGGCCUCUCCCAAGCCCAAUGGCGGCCAUGACCCUUCCUUCGGGGGUUUCGACGGUUACCUAAGUGGGGCUGAGGAGCCAGACACGAGCCACGGCUAAUUUCUGUG
This is a messenger RNA of Moneuplotes crassus, 1200 nucleotides long. The record is from the annotation of a GenBank genome assembly. NCBI's taxonomy places the organism in Eukaryota, Ciliophora, Spirotrichea, Euplotida, Euplotidae.